CAGCAACAUUCAAGUUUGGCGGUGUAUCAGUUUUCUCCUAAGUCCUAAAUAACUAUGGGUGUCAAUACCAGGAGAAAUACAAAAAAUAAAGGAAGGUCGCUCGAUGGCCUAUCAUCAGAGGAACUUACGUUUUUGAAUCAAAAUUAUAUACACCUUGUCAGCUCAAAACGAAAAUGUGGACUCAUAUGCAACGCCUGUGGAAUUCACUUGCCUUCUGUUGGUGCAGCAUUUCAUCAUACUUCUUCGACUUUUCAUAAUACAAACCUUACGACUGCCGAACUGAGAACAACGCUUCUUCAUUUGCCUCCCAUCACAGACUCCCAUAGAAUCGCAUUAAACUUAGAGUUAAAAUCCGCUGUUCUUUCUGUUGUGCUGGAUACCAGUGAGAUGCAGCGACGAAAGAGUUUUGUAAAUAAUCUGAUUGCUGCCAUCGAAGCUCGAAUUCCAAAUAUAAAAGUUAAAGGAACUGGUAGCUUAUGGUUUGGUUUAGCUCUACAAGAUACUCACUGUUCAUUGGAUGUGGUUUGUUCAAGCGAUUUUAAUGAGAAUGGAUUAUUGGCAAUGCAGCCAACUAUGGAUAAUGAUGAUGAUGAUAAUGAUAAUGAUGAUGAUUUUGAUGAAAAAGGCAAUAAUAAUGAUACUGAUAAUAAUGGUCAGUCUAGUCCACAAUCUGUAUUUGAGCAGUUAACAAAUGACACGGAACAAUCAAUGGGUUAUGUUUUAUCUGAUGUUUUCGAAUUACUACAACUUAAUGCAUGCGAACCACCACCUGGUCAAACUUUUCAAAUACCAGGAACAGCUGCUUUGUCUGAUUCUUCUACUGACCAUGAUGAUACAAGAAUGUCAGGCAAACGGGAUUUCCCUAAAUUUCAUACUGUUUUACGUACAAGGAUUGAUUACUUUUACCUGUGUCUGACGGAUUUCUUCGGUGUAAAUUAUCGUAUUAGUAUUGGUUAUCCGUAUAGAAAUGACUUAGAUUUACUGAUUAAUACUUAUCUCAAUUUAAAUGAUCAAGCUCGGCAAUUAGCAAUAUUAUUCCGUAAAUUAUCACGGAUAGGUAGUUUAGAUAUGCCGGAAAAUGGUACCUUUGAAGAAACGGUUAUACCUCUCUUAGUCAUAUUUUAUUUACAACAUUGUGAACCCCCAGUACUUCCAAAUCUUCAUACACUUUAUCGUCAACAUCGUGAUGAAAUUUCUGAAGAUUCUUAUCAUCAGGUUUUGGUGAACAAUAAUACUGAUGAUUGUUCGUUUAUUACAGACAUUGAAUUAAUUCACAAAUUUUAUCCUAAUCUACCAGUCACAGAUCCAUCAUUGUCUAACAAUGUCCCAUGUUUAGCUGAUUUAUGGCUUGGUUUUCUUCGAUUUUAUUUAUUUGAUUUUAAAAUGUCUUCUUGUAUGAUUAAUAUUCUGGAACCGGAACCAGUGACAUUUUCUAAUAGUUUCGGGAAGCGUUUUACAGUUAUUGACCCUUUUAAUCCUAAACUUAAUCUGUGCAAGAAUUUAACUAGAACCAGUCAAGAAUAUAUUACUUCACAAUUAUUAGCGGCCUAUGGUUAUUUCGGUGUACCAAGACUAGCCAGUAAUGGUCGACAUUUGUUCACACGCAUUUCGGUUGCCGAAAAAUCCUCUGUUGAGCCAAUAGAUAAUUGUGAAAAGUUGGAUCAGAGUACUAAUAGCCAAACAAUGAUGUCUAAUAAUAAAAUAAAAACAGCUGAAAGUAUUCAUUUAACACCUAUCAUUGAUGAUUCUGACAAUUUCGCAUCAAAUUUGAAGAAAGUAACAAAUUUAGUUACAGAAAAGUUUCAAUUACUUACAAACAGUGCCACUAUUAAACAUGCUGUCCUACCAUCAACAGGGGAAGAUUCAGUGGAGAGUUCUUCAAGUAGUAACUGCACACCAUCGAAUAUUUCCAGCCCUGGAGAGAAAACUCUCCCAUUUUUGCAGAUGUUUACGUAUAUUCUUACUUAUGUCAUGGAUGAACUAUUUGAGUCAACCAUUGUACCCGAUCUUGUCAAUGAAUGCUUGAAUAUGUCAGAAAAGAAAUUUCACAUACCUUUAUCAUGUUGUUCAUCUGAGCUUACUUUAAAUGAUUCUAUUCAGAUUACAAGGAAUUUCGCUCAUGCUUAUUGGUUAUAUUUUUUUAACACAUAUAUUAGUAAAGGAAAGUUUACAAUGUCAAAACGAAUAAUUAAAAAAGCCACUGCAUUGGUAUUCCGUAAAAGUAUUAACUCAUGGUCAGAAGGUUUAAAAAUACAAAACUCUAUUGAUAGUGGUGUUUCAAUUGAUUCACCUCGUGAUCAAUCACAAUUUCCCCAGAUGAAUUAUUCAACUGGAACUGUACUUGAAGAUCUAUGUAGUCAUCUACUGUCUCCUAAUGAAAUGAUUAAAGAUGAUUUAGAAAGUGUAAUUGAACAAAGUCCAAGUGAUUUUCUUAAUUUCGAAGAAACAUAUCAUUUAGAAAAAGUGGAAAAUUCACACAAUGAAUUUAUGACUAAUUCUUAUGAUACUUUUUUGGAUGAUACUUUAGAAAAUGAUGUCAAUGAUGUUGAAAUGCAUGAACACUUAGAGUGUACUUUUGAUUUAGAUUAUGGUGAUGAUCUGAUUGACUAUGAACCUUUGGAAUCUUCAACUCUUCAAAGAAGUACUCAUAAUAAUGUCAAAUCUAACAUUAACAGUUUAACAUCAAAUGAUUCAUUUCCAGUCAAUCAUUUAUCACCUUCUAUACAUUCUUCAACAAAUGAAUUAGUUGAUACUUCCAAUGAACUUAUUAAACAUGAUGAUAAUGACGGUAAGGAUGCUACAGUAUUAGAAAAUAAAGUGACAUUUGAAGUGGAGCAACAACAACAACACGACAAUAUUAACACUUCAAUCAGUCCGAAUAAUAAUAAUAAAAUCACUCCUAAAUCUAAGAAAAAGAAAGGAGGUAAAAAGAAACCUCAAUGGGAAGAUGUUAUUUCGUCUCGUUCUGCUGUCACUCCUCCAAUUGACGAUGAUCGUCCAGAUUAUUAUAAUUCAAAACUUUUAGAUGAUUUAGAACCGGAAGAUUUUGAUUUUAAAUUUAGUUUACAUGGUCAAUUAUCUGGUACACAACAAACAUCAGUUUUAGGCUUAGCUUCAAGAAAACAUCCAUCUACAUUAAUAGCUCAUCUUGAUGCACCUCAACCGCAAUGUCAAGCGUGCAAGUUAACUGGUCAUCGACAGUCGCAAUGUGAAACAUCCAAUGAUAAAUCAGUAUCAUUUUCAGCUUGGCAAAAAUUAUUAAAGAAAUUACCAUGGCCACCAACUAAUGAACAAAUUCAUAAUUUAAAUUAUUGCCUUAAUAGUUUAGAAGAAUAUCAUGAAACUGAUAAUAAAGUUAAUGCACGUCAAGAACUUGUUAAAAAAAUUCAUCAAUGUUUUUUAUCUCGUUUUCCUACUGUUCAACUUGAAUUAUUUGGUUCUUGUGCUAAUGGUUUUGAUUUACAAACAAGUGAUUUAGAUGUGUGUGUAUUUUUUCCGCCUGACUCAGAUGAAUGGUAUGAUUUAGAGAAAGGAUAUAAAACAGUUGAGCUAAUUAAACAAUUCAGAAAACUAUUGUUUAAUUGUGCUAAUCGAUUAAAUAUUAGACAAAUUAAGCCAGUUCUCAGAGCUCGUGUUCCUAUAUUGAAAGUGUCAUUUUCCAAUUCAUUUGAAGCAGAUAUAAGCUUUUCUAACUAUUUGGCACUUUCAAAUACACGAAUGCUUGCAUUUUAUACUAAAAUUCAGCCAAAACUUCGUACUCUAGGCAUUGCAUUGAAAACUAUCGCAAAGAUAACAAAAAUUAGAACAGCAGCCUCUGGAGGUAUUUCUUCAUAUGCAUGUAUCAUCAUGUUAAUUCAUUAUCUUCAGCAAAUUGAUCAACUUCCUGUUUUACAAGAACUUUAUGAAGGAUCAACGAAACCGACUAAUAUUGUCAACGGUUGGAAUGUUUGGUAUCAAAAUAAUUUAUCCACUGUAAAUCGUUUAUGGAAACCAGCUAAUCCGGAACAAUCAGUAGGAGAUAUGUGGUUGGGAUUUUUGCGUUAUUAUCUAUUCGAAUUCGACCAUGAUACUUAUGUUGUAACAAUCAGACAAAAGAAGUUGUUAAUACGAUUUAUGAAAAUGUGGAGAUCUUUAUUCGCUAUUGAAGAUCCUUUCAAUUUGAAUCACAAUCUUACUGCCGGUUUAAGUCAUUCAAUAUUUCUUCAUUUGCUUACCGUAUUCCACACGGUUCUUGUUCAUCAUACUACAUUCUUACUGAAACAAAUGCCCAUAAAUCAAUGGUGCUACUAUUUGUUUUCUCCAGAAUACAUUGUUGUUGAAAGAAGUUUCUUUAAAAAGAAUACACAUAAUGAACUUGCACAAUGGGCACCUCUAUGUUCAAAAAAUAGAAAUGAAACAAAUAAUCCUGAUGUUGUUGCAUUAAAUUCACUGAUCGGUCAUUUUUUAGGUACAAAUCAAGCAUCACAAUCGAAUUCACAAAAACCAAUCAAUCAAACCUAUCGUAAUUCAAAUCAAAAUCGUCAGUCGAAUUCUUUCAAGAACUUCACAAAAUGUAAUAGUAUUCCAAAAAACAACACAUCAGCAAAUGCCUAUAGGAAUCCUUUUAAACCACAAAAUUGUCAAAUUCAACCUAUAUUAAAUAAUUUUCAACAACAACAGCCUACCACUUCCAAUUUACUUUAUACACAACCGUAUCGUGUAAAUACGCCGAAUAAUUGUAAUUUCAUGAAUCUUUCAAUACCAUAUCGCGCUCCUUUAUUUCCGGUUAAUACUAUUGGUCCUGUACUUAAUUAUGGUUUCAUACCUAACAAUUUGACAAAUAACAACACUAUACAACCUAAUCCCUAUAGUCGUUAUUUAACCCCUGUUAUUAGUGUAAACAAUCAACAGAAUAGAAAUACUACUACACAAGCGAAUUGCCCAAUGAAUUAUCAACCACAAAGUCAACAAAACGGUAAUAAUAAUAAGCCUAAAAAUUGUCCUAAAUCCAAUCCAGGAUCCAGUUCAAGUGUUUCAUCUACUUCGUCAAAUCAUCCAUCUAAGCCAAAAAAGUAUGAAAAUGAUUAUAAUAUGUCUAAUUCUCAUCAAACUACUAAUAAUAUAUCACGAAAAUCACACAAUCAUGAUUCACACAGCACCAAUCUUGGAAUCAAUAAUAAUCACACUUCAAAGAGUAAUAAUUGGUCAUCUCCAGGGAAAAAGACAAAGAAUCCUAAUGCCACAACAUCAUCAUAUGGACAAAAACAGUUUGAUUAUUUAUCAAAAGUAAAAUCAAAUUCUCAACAAUCUCCACAGAAAGGAAAAUAUGCACAGACUAAUGAAUAUGUGUCAAACUCACAUGAAAUUGGACAAAGUAAACAAGACAAUUAUUCAUUAUCAGAAUCGAAUAAACCUAAUAAUUCAUAUUUUAAAAACAAUCGAAAUCCUCAACGUUUCAAUUGUACAACUCAUCCACGUGGAUCGUCACAUUCAUCAAAUAAUAAAAAUAAUAAUAACAAUGAUCAUUUAAUCGAUAAAAAUUUAAUUGAACGUCUUCACAAUAUGUCCACUACAUUUUCAUCUUCACAGAGUAGUAACAUUAACUAGCAUCAUUACUAUUCUAAUAAUUCAUAAUUUUAAACUAAUCUUUAUCACAAAUGUAUGCAGCAGAUAUGAAUGUUUGUACUGGUUGCUUCUUUUUUUAUUUUAUUGGACAUUUUGUUUAAGAUUUAUUGUUAUUAAUAGUCGAAACUCAUGGUAAAAUCCCAGUACUACAAUAUUAUUUCUUAAUUUCAU
Schistosoma turkestanicum is the source of this 5775-nucleotide messenger RNA. The record is from the annotation of a GenBank genome assembly. NCBI's taxonomy places the organism in Eukaryota, Metazoa, Platyhelminthes, Trematoda, Strigeidida, Schistosomatidae.